CCCUCCGCUCAGUCACUGCACGGAAGCAGGCAGGAAGAGCUCGGAGGAGCUCAAUCCAACAUGACAUAACCUCGUGAACCGGCGCUUCCAGCCACGAGCUCGCAGUUUGCUCAGCCCUCCCUACCUCGCAGCAUCCCUGCGGUAUCCGUUUACAACUUUCCGCCCCCCCCCCGCGUGCCGCCCUCGGUACUUCUCCUCCCCUCAUCCGGAGAGACGAGCAGCAGCUUUCUGGGGAAUUACAGGAGUUCGCUUCUCCUCGCCAGACUUCAGCGGAUCUGCAUGGAUGUGACAGCGGAGGAAGAGACGCCUCUGCCGGGCAUCCGAGCGAGGAACAGACGACUGAUGCCGAGCCAGAGAAAGGUGAAAGCGAGGCGGAAGAGGCGAAAGGAGUUGGUUUUCAUCCAGAUCUGCUUGUUCGGCGGCUUGCUGCUGCUCGUCAAGGGGCUUUCCUACUUCGGGGAGAAUUCAGGUUCUGGUUCUGGUGCGUCGGUCCGGAGCUCUGGAGGCCAGGACCGCUGGGUGGGACGGAGGCUGCAGCAGGAAAUGGACAACAGCAGCCUGGAGCAAAUGGAGAUUGAAGAGGGAUCUAAGAACUGCACCACUCCAGCUCUGCACGAGUUUCCCACAGACCUGUUCACCAACGAAGAGCGGACGGAGGGAGCUGUGGCCUUGCAUGUCCUGUGUACCUUCUACAUGUUCUGCGCUCUGGCCCUUGUCUGCGAUGACUACUUCGUCCCCUCCCUGGAGAAGAUCUGUGAGCGUCUGGAUCUCAGCGAGGAUGUGGCGGGCGCCACCUUCAUGGCCGCCGGCAGCUCGGCCCCAGAGCUCUUCACGUCGGUGAUAGGUGUGUUUAUCACCAAAGGGGACGUGGGAGUUGGGACGAUCGUUGGCUCGGCGGUCUUCAACAUCCUCUGCAUCAUUGGCGUCUGCGGCUUCUUUGCCGGCCAGGCGGUGAAGUUGUCUCACUGGGCUCUGCUGCGAGAUUCCACCUAUUACACAUUUUCCAUCACGGCUCUCAUCGCGUUCAUCUACGAUGAGAAUGUGUGCUGGUGGGAAUCUCUGGUCUUGGUCCUCAUGUAUGCCGUCUACAUCCUCAUCAUGAAGUUCAACGGCAGAGCUCAUCGCUACUUCGACCGUCGAAAGAGGAACUCCAUGAAUCUGGCUAACGGACUGACGGGAAGCACUGACCUGGAGGACAACGUGUCAUGUGACGCCACUGCAGUCCUGCUGAAGAAAGUGAACUUCCACUGUCAGCCGUCUGUGCUGAUGGUGGAUGAGCUGCUGUCAGCCUACCCCCACCAGCUGUCCUUCUCUGAGGCUGGCAUGAGGAUCAUGAUCACCAGCCACUUUUCCCCAAGAACCCGCCUCACCAUGGCCUCCCGCAUGCUUAUCAAUGAGAGACAAAGACUGAUCAACACCACAGAGACUCGAGUUAACCACAUCACUAACGGCGACUCAGACUCUGCUGCCAGGACCCAGGGGAGGCGGGGCUUAGAAAAUGGGCUGGGUUUGGUAGAGCAGGGUCUGAACGGGAAGUGCAGACUGCAGCGGCUGGAGUCGGGCAACGAGACGGAGAACGAUGACAACGACAACAACGAGAACGAUGAAGAAGGAGAAGGGGAAGAUGAGAGCGACGGUCCUCUGGUUCCCUUCAAAGUUCCAGCGGGAGUCUGUAACAAACUCAAGUGGCUGUUCAUGUGGCCGCUGUCCCUGCUUCUCUUCUUCACCGUGCCCAACUGUGGCAAGCGCCGGUGGGAGCGGUGGUUCAUGGUGUCCUUCUUCACUGCCACCAUCUGGAUCGCCGGCCUCUCCUACAUCAUGGUCUGGAUGGUGACUGUGAUCGGCUUCACCCUCGGCCUCCCUGAUGUCAUCAUGGGCAUCACCUUCCUGGCGGCGGGCACUAGUGUUCCAGACUGCAUGGCCAGCGUCAUCGUGGCACGACAAGGUAUGGGAGACAUGGCCAUCUCCAACUCCAUCGGCAGUAAUGUGUUCGACAUCCUGGUGGGCCUGGGCUUGCCUUGGGCGCUCCAGACUCUCUGCAUCGACUACGGCUCUGUGAUCCACCUGAACAGCAGAGGACUCGUCUUCUCCGUCGGACUCCUACUGGCCUCAGUCUUCUUCACAGUCCUUGGAGUCCAUCUGAACAAGUGGACACUGGACUGGCGGCUAGGCCUGGUCUGCCUGGUCAUGUAUGCCGUCUUUCUGUGCAUCUCCAUACUGAUCGAGUUCAACGUCUUCAUCUUCGUCAACCUCCCCAUGUGCCGAGACAUCCACUGACCCCGCCCCGCUUUUCCGGCUCACAGAGGAAAGCUCACCUCGUUCUCGGUUUCUCGGCGCCUUUGAGGACAAGGCUAGACUUUUUCUUUCUUUAGAGAACUGGGUUCCAGUAUGGUUUUAUCUUUUGGUGCGAAACAGAGGAGGCGCUGAGAGGAAGAACCGAACGGUUGCCUGGAAACCGGGUGAACACCGUCGGACGUCGGUGAUGCAGCUGCUACAGAGGGGAGAAGAGAAAUCAGCCAUUUUUAGCUGUUUGUUACUAUUUGUACCCAUUUGGAUAUAAGCACACAUUUAAGGUAUUUUUAAGCAAACAAACAGCUUUGUCUCUGUAUAUAUUUGAGGAUUCUAUAGUUACCAACACUCACUGACACAUGGGGGGCUGGUCUUAUGCAGAACCGGAUCCACUUUACAGAGCCUCCAGUUCCAGCUGGCGUUGCAUGCUGCAGCCUCAGCCACCGCUUUGCACUGACAGACCCGAGAUGCAUAUUUAAAACCUCUGGAAGUCUGUCUUUCUUCCACGGUGGAGCAGAUGAGGGCUCCGUUAAAGAGCCCGCAGCCAGAGGAAGCCACACUCAGCACCGUCACUUUAUGAAUCUCAGACGUAGUUCUUCGAUUGUUUGUCUGCAGGUCCUCCGACGUGUUACUACUGAUGCUAAAGCUGCCUGUUAGACAUAGACGUUAGGUCUCCUUAAAGCCAAAAGUAUUUUUAGAUUAGAUGUUUAGAAGGUUCGAGUUUGAGGGACAAUCUGAGAGCUGAGGGUGGCGCUGUAACCACGGAGACACGGUGGUGAUUUAUUUAUGAAUGAGUUUAUUCAAAGAUCGUGUCGGUUUGCAGCGUGCGCCCGCUCGGGUCUCGGCGGCGUACUGUACCUGUUAUUCUCUAAUGUAAGAGCUGAAAACGGACUUGAUGUUGCUUAUAUGUUACAAUAGAGUUUUAUAAUUUAUAGGUUUUGUACAGUUAAGUUUAAACACAGAGAGGAAAUGUGUUGCUGAGUGACGAACUAGAAACUUUGACGCUGCUCAGCCUCAGCAUGAUUACUAAAAAGCUUCCGAUGCCCCCCUUCCUUGCAGCCACAAGAGGGCGGCACGGAGCUGGCAUUCAGUUUUGUUCAGGUUUGCAUGCCUAUGUCAUUAUUUAGUGUGUAAUUUUAGGGCAUUUCCAGGACCAGGGAGGCACUAACCACCCCGAUGACGCUGUACAUAUCAGCAGUAGUCGUCAGGAACGUGGCUACAAGUUCAUGUGCGCAGAAAUCAGUAGACUGUAGUCCUGCAGCAGCUCAUUUUCUGCUAAUGUUGUCAUUUGAUGCUCAUGUCUUUGAACCGUUUGUUAAGCUUUUGUAAACCAGGACCUCAGAGGUGGAGCCAGAAAAAAAUGUCUGGUUGUCUUCUUGCAAUAAACAGAUCUGCAGCUUUCAGCUUGUUCUUCUCAAAUGGCACGAGUCCUGUUGUGAGUACGAGUCCUGGAGCGUCUAGAUUUCUUCAUUACGUCUUCUGAUGUGUGAAAAAAAGAAUUUAAGCUUCAAACGUAUAUAUAUCUUCUUUAAAAGUGAUUCACAAAUCCCAAAUGUUGUAAUAAAAUCACUUCGUGAUACCAUAAUACGCUAUUGAUAGCUUCAGAAAAUCGAAUUAAAGCCCAUUUUAGAAUAAAAGGUAAUUAAAUGUUGCUUUAAAACAGACAGAAUAUCACCCUCCAAUGAAAUUUUAAGGCACACUUUGAUUCAAAAUGUUGUUUAUUUUGUACGACACUGUAUGAAAUCAGGAAAAACAGACAUAAGUGUUACACCAAACCUGAUUGGUCAUGCGAUUAGCAUCUGUACCGGCUUCAGAGAUCUGACAGGUCUGAUUUCACCUGAACGCUUUAUUGUCCAUAGAUGUCCUCAAAGCAGCUAAACAAUCUCUAAAAAUAGACUAAAGUUAAACAAGAGGAGAGAAAAAUGUAGUUAAAAAUAAGCUAGAAUCUGCAUAACUUUGCAGCAAUGUCAAAUAUUUGAUCAGCAGUUAUUUCUUUAGCAUGUAAACGGUGAUUUACAUGUCAAUGAAUGUAAAAUGCUUGAUUUUGGGUGAUUUGUGUUUCUAUGGUAACGCUACGGGGUUAUAUGAUGUGAUGCUGACUAAAAGACAUAAUAAAUGCCCUUCACCCUACAGAACCCACAGGAUUAAAUUUGGCCACUGCUUUUUCUUUAAAUCUUUCUUGGCUGCUGUUUAUUGCUGCUACCAAAAAUGAACAAAAAAACAAGACAAAUUCACUUUAUAACCCUAAAAGAUAGUUGUCCCUGGGCUCUCCAGGGUUGAUGACUUAAAUUAUUAUUUAUUUCCUUUUCUUUCUGUGCUAGACGUUUGCGCAAAGAUGCUAACACGUGAAUCCUCUCUGCUUGAAUCCACCUGAUUCCCUUUUUACUCUGUUAGCAUUAAGACAUCGAAAAUGUGUUUUCCUAUGAUUGACAAGAUUCUAAUAAAGCUACAAAUUAGUAAAACUCAAAACAAACUUUUUAAGAUUCUUCCUCUGGAUGUUAGCAUAAAAAUGCUAGCCUAGCGUAAUGAGUCAUGUUAGCUACGUCAUCACUGCUUUGCUGUUUAGCAGCUGAUCCUCUGGUAGACCACGGCUUUCUAUCUUUGUCUCUUGAUUUUGAUUAAAUCAUGAUCCAAGUUUGGUUUUGGAGAAGUUUGAAACAUCUAUGAACACUACUGGGUUUUUUUUCCUGAGGAUUUAGUGUCUGCUAAAUGCUUACAGCUCUUCUAACUUUGUUGUUUUUUUCUUCUCUCUAAAAAACACUGAUAUGAUUCAGUACAAAAGUUUUCAAAGGCUACCAGAUUCUAGUCCAGUGGUUUCAUAAUCCCACUUAGAAUGUGGAGGAAGUUUUGUUUGCUUCUAAAAAUCGCAGAGCUACAGUCUGUCAAAAGUCCUGGUUUUAGUGAUCACAGAACUCUGACGUCAAUAAAAAAGUAAAUAAAAAUACCUCCAUUUCUUGGAACUGAAAGUUUUUGCCAGUUCAUUUCUGCUUUUUUGCCGUUUCAGUUCAGCAUGUAAAUGAAAUCCCAUUUUAGACAGUUUCUUUAUUUUUAAAUUAUUCCAAUAGAAAUAAUUGUUUCUUAAAAUAUAAAGGAAGACGCAUAUAAAUUCUUGAUUACAUUUAAUUAAUUUAUCAUUUAUUAGCAUAAAAAAUGAACUAAAAAUGGUACAUGAUGAGUCUUAAAAUAUUUUUGUUUAAACUACUUUAUCUACAUUUAUUUUUUAAUGUUUUAGGUGAUUUUUUUCUCCCAAAAAUGUUAAACUCCUGUUUUAUUUUCUCUGCUUUUGACCCAACCUCUAGAGAAUCAUGUGGUGGCUUUAAACUCUCAAGCAGGAAGGCAUUUUCUCCCCAUUUUUACUCUUGGUAGGAUUUGACUAUGGAUUUGAACCCACAACCUUACAGUCUCAGAGUUGACACGCUACUGCUAGGCCAACGAAGUUUUGCCUGCACUGUUUCUGUCUCUAUGAAAAUAAACUGCAUCCACUGCUAGGUUUAAAUGACAUUAGAAACCAAGCACGACUGCCCUUAUUUUACAAGAGAGGAGCAUCUGGAUGAAUCCAUGAACUUGCUGUGUUACUUCUAAGCAGAUCAGCAGAAAUAUGUGUGUUAUAAGGGGAGGGGACACCCCUGAGUCCCCCCUGGCCUCAAAAGGUUUAUGUUCACCCCUGUUAACUGUCACGUUACCAAUGUUUAAAGCAUUUUCUUCUUGGCCUUAUUUAUUUAUUUAUUGUUUGUAGUGAAAGCCUACACUUAAAAAAAGAACCGAUUGGUUGUUAUUCUCAAAUGUAAAAUAGCAGCUGUAAAUAAAGUUUUAUGUUCAUUUUUU
Messenger RNA from Oryzias latipes (Japanese medaka), 6114 nucleotides. RefSeq names its product sodium/potassium/calcium exchanger 3. Gene Ontology annotation, cellular component: plasma membrane. Gene Ontology annotation, biological process: intracellular calcium ion homeostasis; calcium ion transmembrane transport. The record is from RefSeq and is a predicted model, not a curated record. Gene Ontology annotation, molecular function: calcium channel activity; calcium, potassium:sodium antiporter activity. NCBI's taxonomy places the organism in Eukaryota, Metazoa, Chordata, Actinopteri, Beloniformes, Adrianichthyidae.